AUGUCGGACGAGGUUGUAGCUCUUGUGGUUGACAAUGGCAGCGGCAUGUGCAAGGCAGGGUUCUCUGGCGACGACGCUCCCCGAACAGUCUUUCCUUCCAUCAUCGGGCGCCCGAAGAUGCCGGGCAUCAUGGUCGGCAUGGACCAGAAAGACCACCUCGUCGGAGAUGAGGCGCAGGCUAAGCGUGGUGUCCUGGCCCUCAAGUACCCUAUCGAGCACGGCAUCGUGACGAAUUGGGACGACAUGGAGCGAAUAUGGCACCACACUUUCUACCACGAGCUGCGUGCAUCGCCUGAAGAACAUCCGGUUCUGCUGACAGAGGCGCCGCUGAACCCAAAGGCCAAUCGUGAGCGCAUGACUCAGAUCAUGUUUGAGACGUUUGGAGUGCCGGCGAUGUAUGUCGCCAUCCAGGCAGUGCUCUCGCUGUAUUCCUCCGGCAGAACCACGGGCAUUGUCAUGGAUUCGGGAGACGGCGUCUCUCACACCGUGCCUAUCUACGAGGGAUAUGCGCUUCCACAUGCAAUCGCACGCCUGGACCUAGCUGGCCGCGACCUUACCGAAUACUUGAUGAAGAUCAUGAUGGAGAGUGGCUACUCCUUUAGCAGCAGCGCCGAGCGAGAGAUUGUGCGGGACAUCAAAGAGAAGCUCCAUCAUGAUUGGUUAAGUUUUUUGGCAGUUGCAGUGCGCAGGAAGCUUUGCUACAUCGCCCUGGACUUUGACAGCGAGAUGAAGUCUGCAGCGGAGAGUAGCGACAAAGCGAAGACGUAUGAGUUGCCAGAUGGCAACAUCGUCUCCUUGCAAAGCGAGCGGUUCCGCUGCGCGGAGGUGCUGUUCCAGCCCAGCUUGGUGGGCAAGGAG
This is a messenger RNA of Symbiodinium necroappetens, 858 nucleotides long. Lineage: Eukaryota; Dinophyceae; Suessiales; Symbiodiniaceae. The record is from the annotation of a GenBank genome assembly.